This is a messenger RNA of Sitophilus oryzae (rice weevil), 2693 nucleotides long. RefSeq names its product DNA-directed RNA polymerase III subunit RPC2-like. Gene Ontology annotation, molecular function: ribonucleoside binding; DNA binding; DNA-directed RNA polymerase activity. The coding region runs from base 33 to 2153 and encodes 706 amino acids. The record is from RefSeq and is a predicted model, not a curated record. The transcript is spliced from 12 exons. Gene Ontology annotation, cellular component: RNA polymerase III complex. NCBI's taxonomy places the organism in Eukaryota, Metazoa, Arthropoda, Insecta, Coleoptera, Curculionidae. Gene Ontology annotation, biological process: DNA-templated transcription.
UUAGGGCAACCCAGUUUGAUGUAGUAAAAUAUAUGAGGUCUGAGUUAAUAGCCAACUGUUUAGUAUAUGCUAUUUCGACAGGCAAUUGGACAAUUAAGAGAUUUCGUAUGGAAAGAUUAGGCGUAACACAAGUUUUAUCUAGGUUAAGUUAUAUUUCUGCCUUGGGCAUGAUGACGAGAGUUAAUUCACAGUUUGAGUCGACUAGAAAAGUUUCUGGACCGCGGUCUUUACAACCUAGUCAGUGGGGCAUGUUGUGCCCUAGUGACACUCCAGAAGGAGAGUCAUGUGGAUUGGUCAAAAACUUGGCUCUUAUGACACAUAUAACCACUGACAUAGAUGAAUAUCCUUUAAUCCGAUUGGUUAGAAAUUGUGGUGUAGAAAACAUUGAAAUGGUUGCUAGUAUUGCCAUACAUUCUUCUGCGGCCUUUAUUGUAUUUUUAAAUGGUAAUAUUGUGGGAAUUACAACAAAUUACAGAAAACUUUUGAAAGUUUUCCGCUUAAUGAGAAGAAAAGGAAAAAUAUCGAAUUAUGUGUCAAUUUAUCCCAGUUUUUUACACAAAUGCGUCUAUAUUAGUUCAGAUGGUGGUAGAUUAUGCAGACCGUAUAUUAUUGUAGAACAUGGCAUACCGUUGGUUAAUAAACACCAUAUGGAUGAACUGGAAAAUGGUAUAAGAAGUUUUGAAGAUUUUCUCCAUGAUGGUUUAAUAGAAUUCUUGGAUGUCAAUGAGGAAAAUGACAGUUACAUUGCUUGUUAUGAAAAGGAUAUUACCGUGCAAACAACCCAUUUAGAGGUAGCAACAUUUACUCUUUUGGGUGUAUGUGCCGGAUUGGUUCCAUACCCCCACCACAAUCAAAGUCCAAGAAAUACCUAUCAAUGUGCUAUGGGAAAACAAGCAAUGGGAACUAUUGGAUACAACCAAAGGAAUCGUAUGGAUACUUUAUUAUAUAAUUUGGUGUAUCCACAAAUACCCAUGUGUAAAACAAAAUCUAUUGAACUAACUAACUUUGACAAACUUCCUGCUGGUCAGAAUGCCACUAUAGCCGUAAUGAGUUACAGUGGUUACGAUAUUGAAGAUGCGUUAAUUUUAAAUAAAGCAUCUAUUGACAGAGGUUUUGGAAGAUGUUUAGUUUAUAGAAAUUCGAAAUGUAUUAUGAAGAGAUAUCCAAAUCAGACAUUUGAUAGAAUUCAAGGGCCAUUAAUUGAUACGCAGACAAAUCAGAGUAUGUGGAGACAUAGUUGUCUGGACAAUGAUGGGAUAGUAAGUCCAGGAGAACAGAUACAAAAUAAACAAAUUUUGGUUAAUAAAUCUGUGCCCACUGUAUCUGCAGUACCAGGCGCAACUAGUAAUGUAGCAGUUGAAUAUAAAGACACACCAUUGGCGUACAGAAAUAUUGAAUCUAGUUAUGUAGAAAAGGCAUUGAUUACUACAAACGAGGAAGAUACGACGCUCAUCAAAAUUUUGUUGAGGCAAACUAGACGUCCCGAAAUCGGAGAUAAAUUUAGUUCUAGACAUGGACAAAAAGGGGUUGUUGGUUUAAUAGUAGAACAAGAAGACAUGCCUUUUAAUGAACAAGGUGUAUGCCCGGAUAUUAUUAUGAACCCGCAUGGGUAUCCAUCCCGUAUGACGGUUGGUAAGCUCAUGGAACUGCUUUCUGGUAAAGCAGGGACUGUUGAAGGCAAGUUUCACUAUGGGACAGCUUUUGGAGGAUCAAAAGUAGAGGAUGUGGGGUAUGAGCUGACAAGGCACGGCUAUAACUACCAAGGUAAAGACGUAUUUUACUCGGGAAUAACGGGAGAGCCUUUAGAAGCUUACAUUUAUUCUGGUCCUGUCUAUUAUCAAAAAUUAAAGCAUAUGGUUCAAGAUAAAAUUCAUGCCAGAGCAAGAGGUCCCAGAGCUGUAUUGACUAGACAACCUACAGAGGGCAGAAGUAGAGAUGGAGGAUUGAGGUUAGGUGAAAUGGAACGCGAUUGCCUUAUAGGCUAUGGUGCUAGCAUGAUGUUGGUAGAACGCCUUAUGGUAUCCAGUGAUCAAUGCGAGGUAGACGUUUGUAACCAAUGUGGAAGAUUAGGAUAUUGUGGCUGGUGUAAUAGUUGUAAAAGCUCAGGACAAGUAUCUACGAUUCUAUGCCCUAUGCUUGUAAAUUAUUACUGACAGAGUUGCAAGCUAUGAAUAUUACAGCUCGUUUGUCAUUGAGCCACUACUGCAAAUAAUAAAUUAUUUAUGUAUUUGUAAAAGGUAAAACAAAAUAGUUACCUAUCAUGAUACAAACAAAACUUUUUAGCAUGAGUUUUCUUUGUAUCAUGGUUACCUAUUUUUUCUAUACCGUAUAAUCGAAAACAAAACGGCGUCAAGUUACCUUAGGAACGACGGUCGCUGACAUCAUAUAAUUUUAUAUACCACAAAAUGUCAACUAUGUCGUGAUUUUUAAGGUAAGUUGGCGCUGUUUUUUUACACACUUAAAAAAAUAUGCUAAAGAUUACGAAUUAUAUGAUUUCAGAUAUUUAUGAAUUAAAACUUUGGGUUUAUUUAGUAAUUUAUUUUUGUGGGAUUAUCGUCAGCGUUAAAUCAGUUGUUUUGAAUGUAUUUUUUAAUUGUUAAUAUCUCCUUUGUAAAUAUAGAGUAAGCUAAAUGUUUAAAUAUUGUAUAUUGUUAAUUUUUCUGCAUUUUUUAUUUAAUAAAAAUAGAAAAACA